This is a messenger RNA of Chanos chanos (milkfish), 2463 nucleotides long. RefSeq names its product cartilage acidic protein 1b (gene crtac1b). Gene Ontology annotation, biological process: axonal fasciculation. Gene Ontology annotation, molecular function: calcium ion binding. Bases 1 to 2463 code for a protein of 820 amino acids. The record is from RefSeq and is a predicted model, not a curated record. The transcript has 17 exons. Lineage: Eukaryota; Metazoa; Chordata; Actinopteri; Gonorynchiformes; Chanidae.
AUGCCAAAGUUACAAGACAACGGCGAGCGCGAGGGCGAGGACAAAGACAACUUCUCGGAUGAAAUCCGUGCCACCCUAGUUCAUCAUGUGCUCAUACAUGGGAGGACUAUGAGAGAAGCUGGACAGCUAGUGCAACCCAACCUAAGCCGUUACAUGGUUGCAUCCAUUGUCCAUAAUUUCAGAAGGGAAAACAGAGUAUCUGAGCCGGAUGCCAGGGCUGACCCACAUGAGUACAUCUUCACUGACGAGGCAGGGUUCAACCUAUCAAAAAGGCGCAAAAAGGGGAACAACAUCAUUGGUCACCGUGCCAUCAUACAAGUUUCUGGCCAGAGGAGAGGCAGCGUCACCCUAUGUGCAGCCAUCAGCAAUCGUGGUGUCCUCCUCCGCCAUGUCAAACAUGGCUGCGGACAGUAUGACCGCAACCCCUAUGCACAGCGAAACCUCCUGGAGGCGAUGGUGGACGCCAGUGGUGAUGUAUCUGUGGAGUCUAUCCAGAGUUUUCUAAGGCACACAAGGGCAUUUUUCCCACGCUACCUGGCAGGAGCAGACAAUGUGAAGAUGACCUCGUGGAUACUGCUGGUGUGUGGGGGUUUGGCGGGCGUGGUCUUUACCCAGCGUUCUGAGCCAAUGUUUAGCAGUGUGACUCACAGUGUGCUACCCCCUGACUACGACAACAACCCAACCCAGCUCAACUACGGCGUGGCCGUCACAGACGUGGAUGGAGAUGGAGAUCUGGAGAUAUUUGUGGCUGGAUACAAUGGCCCAAACCUGGUGCUGAAGUAUGAUAAAAGCAAGAAGAGACUGGUCAAUAUUGCCGUAGAAAACCGCAGCUCCCCAUUCUACGCGCUGAGGGAUCGUCAAGGCAACGCGAUUGGAGUGACGGCGUGUGACAUUGACGGUGAUGGCAGAGAAGAGAUCUAUGUCCUGAACACCAACAAUGCCUUCUCAGGUCGAGCAACGUACACCCACAAGCUCUUCAAGUUUCGUAAUGGUCGCUUUGAGGAUCUCCUGAAUGAUGAGAUAAAUAGCGACCGGGAUGUAGCCAAUAGCAUGGCGGGUCGAUCGGUAGCCUGCGUGGACAGAAAGGGAACAGGACGUUAUGGCAUCUACGUUGCCCACUAUGCCAGUGGGAGUGUGGGUCCACAUGCUUUAAUUGAAAUGGAUGAGAGCGCCAGUGACGUGUCUAGGGGGCUCAUUGCUCUGUCAAACGUGGCAGAGGAGGCUGGAGUCCGGGAAUUGACAGGGGGCAGAGGGGUCGCGGUCGGGCCCAUAUUGAGUCGGACGCUUUCCGACAUCUUCUGCGAUAACGAGUAUGGCCCCAACUUCCUGUACCGGAACAACGGGGAUGGGACAUUCACGGAUGUGGCCGCACAGUCAGAAGUGGAUGACAAGUUCCAGCACGGUCGAGGGGUCGCACUGGCUGAUUUUAACCGAGAUGGAAAAACAGACAUUGUUUAUGGGAACUGGAAUGGACCCCAUCGUCUCUUCCUUCAGCUCAGCAACAACCGCAAGCAACGAUUUAAGGACAUCGCAUCGCAGAAGUUCUCCAUGCCGUCUCCCGUACGCACGGUGAUAGCAGCGGACUUUGACAACGAUAACGAGCUGGAGGUCUUCUUCAACAACAUCGCGUACAGAGGUCCGUCGGCGAACAGGCUUUUCAGGGUGUCUCGGAGAGAGCAUGGAGACCCACAGAUCGAGGAGUUGAAUGUGGGAGACGCGGCUGAGCCAGAUGGCCGAGGGACGGGGGCUGCAGUGACAGACUUUGAUGGAGACGGCCAUCUGGACCUGCUGAUCACUCACGGGGAAAGCGCAGCCCAGCCCAUCUCAGUGUACAGGGUUAAUCAGGGCUCGUCCAAUAGAUGGCUGCGUGUGAUUCCACGUACUCAGUUUGGGGCCUUUGCCCGCGGAGCCAAGGUGGUUGUCUACACCAAGAAAACCGGGCCUCACUCGAGGAUCAUUGAUGGGGGCUCGGGAUACUUGUGUGAGAUGGAGCCUGUGGCCCACUUUGGACUUGGGAAGGAUGUGGCCACCAGUGUUGAAGUCUAUUGGCCGGACGGGCGUUCCGUGGCCAGGCCGCUGGAGGCCAGUGACAUGAACACGGUCAUGGAAAUCCUGUAUCCAUACGACGGAGAGGAAACGACACCUGCUGCAGAGAUUGAGUGUGGACAUGGAUUUGUAGUCAAUCAACAGGGACGUUGUGCUGACCAAGAUGAAUGCACACAGUUCCCCUCUGUCUGUCCCCCUGAGCGUCCUAUCUGCACCAACACCUUUGGGAGCUACAAGUGUCGCGCCAACAAGAAGUGUACCCAGGGUUACCAGCCGAACGUUGAGGGCACGGCAUGUGUGGCUCAGGUGGCUUAUUUUGGAGGAAACCGUUCUUCUGGCCUCAGGCCUUGGGCUUCUUACCUCUGGCCUCACUCCUUGACGCUACUGGCUCUACUCACUUCCUGCCUGGAGGCCUGA